ACGGAAUAUCAAUUAUACUCAUCAAUCCCAUUUUUGAUGAGCUUUCAUUUGGUAUAUAAUUUGUUUUGAUAUCAUUUGUCGUUUGAGCUGUACCCCCCGUGCAAAACAUUUUUUCCAGCCCUGUAUAAUGCUAUCUUAAAUUAUAUUGUUGAUACGAAACAUUUUGUUCAGUCUUGAUGCUGUUACCUCUUAUCUUCCACCCUCUAUGCAAAGUUCAUACACACAGCAAUUUUUUAUUUUUAUCUUCUUUCUGCUCUAUUAAUUGUUCCCUGUCACAAUGAUAUUAUUGCUAUAGAUCAUUCCUUUAGUACUUGUACACGUCUAUCUCAUUCACUUUAUUCUCAACUUGUUAUAUUCUUUUCUUUUGCUUCACAUUUUAUUGUACUGUAUAAGAGUCUGCGGCAUAUAUGAUUACGCUUCGCCACUUUACUAAUGUAGAAAAUAAAUGGUUUAAAAGAAAAUAUAUAUAUAUUUGUCUUUCUGAUGUUCUGAUGCAAAUCACAUAAAGUAAAACGCUGCUUACUUAUUUAGUAGAACAAGCAUAUUAGAUUUUCAAUGAAAGCAAAGAAACGUUUCUUAAGUUUUCUUUUAUCUUCGUGAAAAUGAUUUCAAGUCUUCAAAAAUCCAAACUUUUUUUGGAAGAGUGUUCAAAGAAAAAUCAUCAUUUAUCCGUCAUUUCUUUCUCAAAUUUAUAUUAUUUGUAUGCAAUAAAUUUUGUUUGUUUUUAAGUAAAACUACUUGUAAAAUAAAUUUAUAGUUAUGUAGAAUAUACUUGAUGAAAAGAGCAAAACAUUUAUUUAUUAGGUUUUUGAGUAGCUCUAAACAUUGAAAUAUAAUUAUUUUGUAGUCACGACGUUAUUGUAUGUUUUUCGAUUAUUGACAUAUUGUAGACGGGGUCGUCAUUCUAUAUAUUCUCGCUAGACUUUUACCUUCGGUUUCACCAUUACUUAGUCCGAUGUGUGAUGUGCAAGUGUACACAUUCUUCAAUACAAUAUAAUUGUGGGGAUAAAUAAUAUCAUUAUUUUCUUUAAAAAAUACGUUCGUCUAUUCCGACGUUUAAUUCAAAAAUAUUUUUUGUUUUCUUUCUACGUCUUUCGAGAGAACAGAAAGAAUGUCUGUGAACCAUGCAAAACUAGUUCUCUACUCUUUUUCUUCAAUCAUAUAGAUUCUUUUCUGCUUAGUAAUAAAAAAUAAAGAAAAUAGGUUUCUUUGAUCGAAAUUAAACGUCGCUAUUUUCAGCUAGACUACAUUUAAAGUCUCGUCACCAUCCACGCAUCCAAUAGUUCAUGUGAUGCAUAUGAAAAACAAAAAAGUAUUUAUUGAGGUAAAAAUAAUACUUUUAUGCAUAUUACAUUAUAAAUGAAAAUAACAGAUUUUUCUGUUCUAGAUAUAAACUUCACUAUACAUGAUGCAGGACACUAAUGACAUUGAUGUAGACUACUAUUCAAGGGUAAUUCCUUAUUGGGAUGACACUCGAGACAUCGGCGAAUAUUCUGAUCAUUUGACUGUCUGGUUAGAUAAAUACAUCGGUCGUCCAGAAGAAAGUACCAAACUAAAGGAAUUAUUUCAAAGAAUAAUUCAGCCGUUGACCAAUUUGAAUCCAGACGAUUAUGAACUUAAUGAACCCUGCUGUCAACUGGAAGAUCCUGAAAUAUUGAGUAAGCUGAAAGAUACGGUUUAUUGUCUGAAACCAUUUUUUGAAAUUCGGGAUUGUCUUGAAUUUAUUCAACAAAAUGAUAAAAAGAAGAUAUUUUUUAUAUCGUCGGGCACAAUGGGUGAGGAGAUCGUACCACAAAUUGCCGAAUGGUCACAAAUACAUGGAAUUUAUAUAUUUUGCGGUUGCAUGCAACACCACAUAGAUAGCUGGGCGCUAGACUAUUACGAGCGUAUAACGUCAAUGUUAGAACAUCAAGAUGAUUUACUCCUGCGAUUAACAAGAGAUAUUGCUAAGUAUUUGGGGGAAAAGGGCGAUCAUUACUUGGCACUAACUGAAAAUGUUAAAGCGAGGCAUUGUUACGCCUGGGCAAUUAAAUUAUUGUUACGAACACGCGACUUGGGUAGUAAAUGUUAUCGAGAUAUGCACGAUGAGCUAAUGAGAAAAUUCAGCAAAGCGCACGAGGGCUAUGAAUCAUCAAGGAAACAAAGUGAUUAA
Didymodactylos carnosus is the source of this 2152-nucleotide messenger RNA. The record is from the annotation of a GenBank genome assembly. NCBI's taxonomy places the organism in Eukaryota, Metazoa, Rotifera, Eurotatoria, Philodinida, Philodinidae.